AAUGGGGAUGGCGAUAUUUCAACCAGACAGUUUUAUUCUUUUCAAUUUGAAAAAUAUGAUUUUCGGGGAUGGACAGGUUAACAGUUCUUUCCUGAUGCUUUUUCAUCGUGAAAAUAUUUAUCGUUUGUGUUCUGGAAUCGAAAUAAAGCUUAUACGCGCUGCGUACCUAUUUUACAGUUCCUCUUACGUCAACAUGACAACAUGGAACAAUGCCUUCAUCGAAAGGAAAGUCUGUGAAAAUUAGUAAAACAAAACGUAAUUUCAAGGGGAAAGAAGAGAAUGAUGGAUUCGUUCUUCAUCCUACAAGCAGCAUGUUGCUUCAAAGAAUGGUUGCAAAAAACCUAGAUUCAAGUGGAAAGAAAUCCAAAGAAAAUAUGAAGGAUGACCUAAACGAGACCUCGCUUAGUGACGCAACAAAUUCUAGUAUGUGGCUAUCCAAAACACGGCUUCCGGUCGAGGAAAUGUUUGAUGAAAGUGACAGGACACUUGAUAAGAUCUUGACGAAAGAAGUUUCAAAUAAUGUUUUUGAUUCUCUGACGUUGGAUGAAGUGAAGAAUCUACGAUUGGUGUUUGGUGCCUUUGACUCUAAUGCGAGUGGGUCUAUAAACGUGGAUAAUCUUGGAAGGCUUCUGAACUCCCUUGGUUUCAAUAUAUCUAAUGAUUCCUUCAAUAAAAUCAUUGAUGAUUUGGAUGAGCCAAAUUCUAGAAAGGUAUCUUUUAAUGGUUUUCUGGACAUUGUUAUCUCAUUGCAAGGAAGUGACAGAGAUAUUCAUUCUGAGAUAAUGCAGUGUUUUGAAAAAAUUGACAUUGACAAAACGGGCAAAAUCUCACUGGACAAUUUGCGUCACGUGUGUCGUGAACACGAUUUAAAGCUUGGUGAUCAGGAACUAAGAGACAUGUUGGAGGAAGCUGAUCUCAAUGGAGAUGGAAUGGUUGAUGGAAACGAAUUUGUACAGAUGAUGCAAAGAACAAACCUGUUCUCUUAAACAGGUAGCUGAGCUGGUUCAUCACCGCAUCCAACGUGAUAUCGGGCGCAGGUAGCACGCAUUGCCAUCGUUGCGUUAUCUUCGCUGUUGUCGUGACACGAAUACUUCCGAUAAGUGACGUCAAAGUAGGAUCAGGCUCGCAUAGAUUAAUUCGCUCGAGCUUUAAACAACCGUUGAGAAGCCUACCGAAAAGUUGCCCAUCAGAGUAUGGAUUUAAGGACAAAAAAUUGAUCAACGACAACGCUUUUAAUUCAGGGCAAUGUUGCACCAAGUUUGGGAAUAAGAAACUCUCUGAAAUCGACGCUUUUCCAAAAGCACCAAACUCGAGAAUCUCCAAUCGUGGUAAGCAUUGUAAGAGCUCUGCCAUUGCGUUACAAUCGAUGUGGGACGAUUGAUAGAUUCCAAGACAUUUGAGGCUGGGGCAACUUUUCAAGAAAUCACGAAGAACAUGUGGCGUGACGUUCAUGCUCCAACGAAUAUCCAACAUUUCGAUGUUUUUGCUUGAACCGUAGCUGGUCAUUGCAAUGAGAACGCUGUCUGUUACUGCACGGCCGAUACCACAGUAUGAAAGAUUAAGAUAACGGAAACUCUUGAUCUGUGUAAGAAGUCUGAUCAAGCCUAAACCAAUUGUUCGAUGAAUCAAUGACAUAUUAAGAAGAAGUAAAUGAAAAAGGUUGAUAACAUGACAUAAAUCUUCCAGGUUGGAGAAGUUGAAUAAUAUACCCUAUCCUAUGUAAUGUGGAUUUCUUAAUUUCUGAGCAACUCGAGGCUCAGUUUCUUACCUGUUCUUGUGAGAUGUGUACAAGCUGAUAUAUCUAUUUCUUCCAAAUUGGUUUGCGACCAUAAUCUUGAGUCGAAACAGUUGUCUCGUAUUGGUGUGUAGCGUAGCAACAAAGUCGUCAGUUUGUUGCAACGUCUCAACAAUUCUUCGAAACUUGUGCCAUAAAUAUUCUUGCAACCGUUGAGACAAAAUGAUUCCAGUUUUGGACAGCACAUUGCAAUCGUUUGAACGUGCUCAUCUUUCAUCACUUCACAGUUGGUGCAAUCUUCAUAGAAAAAAAGCACAAUACAUAUUCAUAUUUACACUAAGAUGGUAGGUUACCAGGUGCUUAUUGAUGGGUGAUCCCACGAGCGGGAUAAUAUGAUGAUAACACAUUAGAGUGAGAGUAAAAUAUUUAGUAAUUUGUGAACAGGUUGGCUAACUGCAAAAUUAAGUUUUGUGAAUCGUUAA
Xenia sp. Carnegie-2017 is the source of this 2217-nucleotide messenger RNA. RefSeq names its product caltractin-like. Gene Ontology annotation, molecular function: calcium ion binding. The transcript has 8 exons. Lineage: Eukaryota; Metazoa; Cnidaria; Anthozoa; Malacalcyonacea; Xeniidae. Gene Ontology annotation, cellular component: centrosome; centriole. Bases 210 to 986 code for a protein of 258 amino acids. Gene Ontology annotation, biological process: mitotic cell cycle; centriole replication. The record is from RefSeq and is a predicted model, not a curated record.